AUGAAGGAUUCAGCUUCCAUUCUUCCAAACGCCAUACCUUCAUGCUCUCAAAUUAACAAACAAAAUCCAGUAGCAUACGGCAAUCCACAAGCGGGCACCGUUGUGGAUACGGAUGUGGUGCGGAAUGACAUCACUGAAUUUUACAUGCAGAGUCAUCAUGCCUUCCAGGGCACUGCAAAGCCUACAUCGUAUCAAGUUAUUGUGGACGAGAAUGACAUGAGCAUGGACGAGGUGCAGUCACUGAUGUUAGCUCUUACAUUUCAUCAUCAAAUAUCUGGUGCGGCUGUGUCACUGCCUGAACCGGUGUAUCAAGCCGAUGAAUGGGCUAAGCGUGGAAACAACAUAUUUAAUGCGUAUAUGUGA
Molecule: messenger RNA, 363 nt
Organism: Cooperia oncophora
Lineage: Eukaryota; Metazoa; Nematoda; Chromadorea; Rhabditida; Trichostrongylidae
Source: the annotation of a GenBank genome assembly